GCCCGCCCAUGUGCUUCGCGCUUGCCCCGCGAUGGUGGUGAGGUGGGCGGUUGCGCCGCGACGGGGAGUCGGAGGAGGGCGCAGGUAGGUAGGCGCGCCGACGCCGGAUGGACGCCGACGAUGCCGCCCGGAGCCGCAGAAGGAUGGAUCUGAACCUCUACCUCGGCCUCCCCCGCGCCCCGCGCCCGCGCCGCCCCGAUCUCGGCUCCGACCUCGCCCUCGGCAAUUCCAUGCUCUCCUCCUCCCCGUCCUCCUCCGCCGCCUCCGCGGACGCCCCGCCGCCCGACCCGGAGCCGCUCCACCCGCCCUAUUCACCCACCCGCGCCGACCUGAUGCGCCCGCCGCCCGAGCCCUACCACCUCUCCGCUUCCGUGGUGCGUGCGCCCUAUCUGGAGGCCGAGGAGGUUCCCAUAACCGAGCUCGCGGAAGAGUUCGGCUUCUCGCACCCGCCCCCACCCCCACCACCGCCGCGGCCCAGCGAGCUGCUCGGCUGGGUCGACCGCCCGUCCUCCUCCACGGCCUCCUCCACCUUCCGCCCGGAGCGUUCCGAGCGCUACCGCCGCGCCAUCUCCUUGAACGGCCGCCAGCUGCGCUGCCUCCGUCCCAGGCGCUUCCGCUCAGACCUUCCUCCUCUCAGCUCCGAGGCCCCUGGCCCGGACAACGAGCCUGCACUGGAACCACCGCCACAGCAGCCCGUGCAGGAUGCUGUCGAGGACAAUAAGGUGAUUGACGAUGGUGCCAUGGUGGGCGCUGAUGAUGAGCCUGCGGAUCGUGGCAAGAAUACUGCCAUGUUUGAGUGCAACAUCUGCUUUGACAUGGCCGACGACCCCGUGGUCACUUCUUGCGGUCAUCUAUUCUGCUGGCCUUGUUUGUACCAGUGGCUGCAUGUUCAUUCCACCCACAAGGAAUGCCCUGUCUGCAAAGGUGAGGUCACUGAAGGGAACAUCACUCCUAUCUAUGGGAGAGGGAAUUCAACUUCCGAUGUGGAGAAGAAGGUCGCUGACGAUGGCAAUGUCUCCAGCCCUAACAUUCCCGCCAGGCCACACGGCAACCGGCUCGAGAGUUUUCGACAACAGUUCCAUCAUUUGCGCCCAAUUUCGCGUAGGCUUGGCGAGGCACAUGGGAUAUUAUCUUCUUGGAGACGCAUUCUUGAUCAGCAGAUUAUGACUAGUGCAAGUAGGUUUGAAGCGCCUCCAGAAUCAUCUCUCCAGGAGAUGAUGGAUCAUGCUCAUCAGACUGGCCGUUUAGGCCGAAUUACUACCAGGAUGAGAGCAAGGAGGCUGCAAAGGGAAGCAGAAAACCCUACAUUUGUUUCUUCUUCUACUCCCGACAGCGGGCUGCCAGGAAGCAGCGCGCCAGAUCCGCCUAGGCGUAGUUCAAGUCCCCUUUCCUCGGAAGGAAUUGAUUUUUUGCAACGCCUUACCCUUGUUGGCCUUGCAAAUACAGAAAGGUUGGCAACUGCAGUGAGUGAUCUUAGAAGAAUAUCUAGGCCAAGCCUCAGAGCAUCAACUUCGUCGAAUUUGCCAAAUCAUGAGCCGCCAGUUGAUGGAAUUCAUGUUGCGGCUGCACCUUCUGCAGAUCAAACUUCUAAUUCAAGCACAAUGGCUGUGAUUCAGGAGGAUGCUGCUUUUACUGAAAGCUUACCAGAACCUAGCAAUGCAGGAUCCUCAAGAACCCUGAGGAGGAGGGGAAGAAGCGACGCCCUAGGUUCGUUGGAUGUGGAUGGUGGUGAAACACACCGGAACAAGAGAAGGCGGAUGAACUAAAGCUAAAGAAGGCCAAACUGAGUAUUGCAGAGGCUCCAGUGUUGCUCCAGUUUUCACGGUUCGCUCUUCUCAAUGAGCCCGUUUUAUCUCUUUGGGCACUAUAUGCUGGGUGUGGUUAAACUCUUCCUCUUCCGCUUGUUUAAUAGGGUACUGUUUAGUUGUUUGUUUGUUUAGUUCCUCCCUACAUGUUUAAUUUAUGCUAUUACCUGAGACAUGCAUACCAAAGAAACCUGAGAGAUUGUCAUCAGAUGAAGUUUCCUUGAUCGUAAAGCAGAUAUGUACCAUAUGGGAUCAACUUUUAGUGUCAUAAAUAAUGCACUGUCACUUGAGUCUCGGUUGUAGAUGGCUGAAGUGAGCAUGUAAAACUGAGUUGGUAUUUAGUUGAAUGGAGUGAAUGAAUGCCAAAUAGCGAACUCUGUUGUCGCUUUACUGAA
Hordeum vulgare subsp. vulgare (domesticated barley) is the source of this 2200-nucleotide messenger RNA. RefSeq lists its product as uncharacterized. Bases 108 to 1766 code for a protein of 552 amino acids. Gene Ontology annotation, biological process: ubiquitin-dependent protein catabolic process. Gene Ontology annotation, molecular function: metal ion binding; ubiquitin protein ligase activity; ubiquitin-like protein conjugating enzyme binding. The record is from RefSeq and is a predicted model, not a curated record. Gene Ontology annotation, cellular component: endoplasmic reticulum. NCBI's taxonomy places the organism in Eukaryota, Viridiplantae, Streptophyta, Magnoliopsida, Poales, Poaceae. The transcript has a single exon.